This is a messenger RNA of Truncatella angustata, 308 nucleotides long. RefSeq lists its product as uncharacterized. The transcript has a single exon. Lineage: Eukaryota; Fungi; Ascomycota; Sordariomycetes; Amphisphaeriales; Sporocadaceae. The annotation marks the transcript as partial. The record is from RefSeq and is a predicted model, not a curated record.
GAUGAAACAAAGACUCACAAGUGGCUCUGCAGUUGUGUGUAGGUGUCACAACGGAUAUGGAGUAAUAUUGUGCGGAAAUAAAAUGGAAUGUCACUUGGGGCUAUCCUUCUCAAACACAUAUCGUGCUCAGGAAGUGUUAAAGUCGCCGGGAACUUGCGCAAUCCACAGGCUGCAUGUUGAUUAUCCGGCUCUAAGUUAUCAUUUCAGGGGGAGCACACAAGUUAUGGGACAUGAGCUAUAGAGUGGAUCCAUUCAAGCCUCAUAUAAUCCAAGGGGAAAUGUGCGCUUACUCAUAACACAAAUGUGGC